CAAUCUCAGCGGUUCUGUCAACAUCAGCUUCAUCGCUAUCAUGAAUAAAGCAAAAGAUAUCUGUCUAUGGCGAAGGUUCGAAGAAAGACGGGGAUCGACAUAAAGCGACACUCCAAAUCACAGGGUUCCGUGAUUCUAGGAAUGAAGAUACCGACUUGAAGUCUAAAGAUAAGGAAAUUAUCUAGACACAGGGCGAGACGAGUGAAGGGAGGAGAUGAGAAAGGAAAGCAACAUACAGAAGAGUAUCCAUCUUGUCUCUCGUCGGUGAUGCCUAUACAGGAUGCUUGUAUGGUAAGAUUUUUGUGAGGAGGCCGUAUUCGAGAGACCGGAGACUCUGAGGCUCAGCCAAAACGGACGGCUGGCGGUAACUUGGGAGUAUAGAGACAGUUCCGGCUUUCGUUGGGUUCAGAUAAACACAGUCCUGUUGGCAGUAAAGCGAGAAAAGGAGGACUGCCGAGCCUUGUGUUUUGGCGAAGCCCUCAACAGCCUCGAUCGUUGAGUGUGAUGGAUCUUCAACAAGGGUGAGCCUCAAGAAACAAUUAGUGGCAGAAGCCGGUCGUUGCCGGCGGGGUCAAUAUUUAAAAGCGAACAGGCCGGUCGUCUGAUGCUACUACGAUGGAGCCCUGGGUUGAUCAAAAGGAAAUUUCGCGUUUGAAGUGAACACGAGAGAGAUAACCUAAGUGAACAUGGGAACGAGGAGCAAAAAGUAGUAAUCGGUUGGUGUUGAAGAAUAGUUAUGCCACAGGAGGGGAGUUGGAGAUCAGGUGCAGGUACUCUUCGAAGUAUCUGUACCCACGAGGAGGGACGUCAUAUCCCAGAUAUGCGUUAUAAAGUUAGUGCAGGUGAACCCUAAAUCCUUGAGAUAUAACACCGUCUGGAAGUAUACAGUACCUUGCACUACCAGAACACAGCCGCUUCUGGCACAGCCUACCCGAUUUACAGUGAACGGCUGGGACGCUUCUGCACUUUCCAUUUUCCUCCAGCUGUAGGGUAUCCUCGGGACGUUGGUCUGUACUAGCCACAAUCCCUCGGGAUGGACAGUUGGAGAGCGCCACAUCCGACUCGGCAUCAUAGGUGGCUCGUGCUCCCCACCCAAGAGCUGUCCAAGCCAGAUGAAAAUUAUUCUCCAUCUCCAUCCAACUGCGCUCGUCAUCACGAUCCUGGCGUUCAGAGGCCUCGGCAUUCAAUCGCUUUCGAGGGUAUUUUAAUAACUCCUUCUAUUUCAAUAAUUUCACCUCACCGAAUUUCGCUCCGGCUGGUUGAUCGUCCACCGUCGCUGUCCACUAUCUCUUUAUUCGCACCUCUUCCGACCUCUUCACAUCCUCGCUUCGGCGCACCUCAGUCACAAUGGCCUCCGCAGCCGCAUUGGAUCCCGUUAAGACGGCCCUGCUUUCCAAUCCCAUCGCUAGCGUUUUAGGAGAUGCCCUCAACUCGUUUAAUGAGCGAAGGGCCAAAUUAGGCCUCUCCAACCCAGGGACUAUCGAGAGUCUUGCCAAGGAGGUUCAGCGCGAUGUCUUCCUCAACAAUUACAUGUUCACCGGAAUGCGUGCCGAUCUCACAAAGAUCUUUAGCAUGGCUCCUCUUUUCCAGGUUUCCCACCAAUUCGCCAUGGGAGAGCGCAUUAACCCCUACACCUUUGCUGCGAUGUACGGAACAGGCAAGGUCUUCUGCCAAGGUAAUCUGGAUAACGAGGGUUCUCUCUCCGGUCGAUUCAACUGGAGAUGGUCCGACAAGUUUGUUUCCAAGUCUCAGAUCUCCAUUUCUCCUGGUGGUCAGGAUAUGGCGCAGUUCGAGCACGAGUAUACUGGCAACGAUUUCAGCGCAUCCCUUAAGAUGCUGAACCCUUCUUACCUUGAGGGUGGUGUGACUGGCAUCUAUAUCGGAAGCUACCUCCAGUCUGUUACUCCUAAACUUGCCCUAGGUCUUGAAACUCUCUGGCAGCGACCUGCCCUCACCCAAGGCCCCGAGUGCGCUGUCUCUUAUGCUGCCCGGUACAAGUCCGCAGACUGGAUCGCUACCGCUCAGCUCCAAGCUGCUAUGGGCACCCUUAACACCUCUUACUGGCGACGACUCUCGGACAAGGUUCAGGCCGGUGUUGAUUUGAGCCUCGGUCUCGUUCCCUCUGCCGGUGGCCUCAUGGGUGGUGGCCUUCAGAAGGAGGGCGUCACCACUAUUGGUGCCAAGUACGAUUUCCGCAUGUCUACUUUCCGAGCUCAGGUCGACUCCAAGGGCAAGCUUAGCUGCGUUCUGGAAAAGCGUGUUGCACCGCCCGUUAUGAUGACAUUUGCUGCUGAUAUUGAUCACUUCACGCAUCAAGCUAAGAUUGGUUUGGGUGUCUCAAUUGAGGCAGCCCCUGAGGAGCUCCAAGAACAACAGGAGUCUCUUGGCUCCCAGCCCCCCCCUAACAUUCCCUUUUAAGCCCUGAGCUUAAACUCCCCUAAAAUCCGCGACGACGCGGCACUCCCCGCUCAAAUGAGUGAUAUAUCUUAAUGAUCGCUCAACUGUGAGCAGGCCAGGACGAAGUUUCGACCUCACCCCAAACCCUUCUCACCACACUCGAUGUCUUAUUAGUCGUCCUUUUCGUCUCUGGUGAUACCAUGACUUCCGAGCCCGAGGGAGACCUCGUGCUUAUGUGGCCUGGCCAGCUUUAGGUCCCGGUCCAACCCCUAUGUGCUUGGAAGUUGGGUAUCUGUGUAUAUUAUUGUCGUGGACUUGCAUCGUCCUGGUCAUGUGUAUGAAUUUCCUGUAACGCACAUUACGGAGGGACGAAAAGUCGGUCAUCGCACUGUUGUUGUUUUUAAAUAGUUUUGAACGAACUCCUCAUCUCGGCGCUCAUGGCGGCUGCGGUUGUUUUAGUUCGACGUGUUGAUGGGUCUGGAUGAGCUGGUGAAUAUCAGGGCAAGCUACGAAGAGAUGGCCUCCCUGCUCAUGUAUAUGUGUACAAGGAAAUAGACAAACUUGAAGCUACGGCCUUCGCCUUCUCAUGGGGUGUAUACGAGAAAUGGUCAUGGAUUAUUUGACUUCUUUUCAGAUGCAGAAUGUCUUUCAGCACAAUUGGUAGAUGUUAUCACGGGAUAUUUGUCACUUGAAAGUACUUUGAGGCUCUAAAAUCAAAUAAUGAAGACUUUUCUCCCCUCUAGCGUGCGGUAUCAUCUCCGUUUCUUGUCUCAUACUUGCGUGUAUCAUGUUCAAAGUACCCAAGCUUCGAAAGUUAGCCAUGCGACAACAAGUUGUCACGCCUGCCCAAAACGCCUCGCUAAUUACCACAGUUCUGUUCACU
Fusarium odoratissimum NRRL 54006 is the source of this 3280-nucleotide messenger RNA. Its product is annotated as mitochondrial import receptor subunit tom-40. The record is from RefSeq and is a predicted model, not a curated record. Lineage: Eukaryota; Fungi; Ascomycota; Sordariomycetes; Hypocreales; Nectriaceae. Gene Ontology annotation, cellular component: mitochondrial outer membrane translocase complex; mitochondrial outer membrane. Gene Ontology annotation, biological process: protein import into mitochondrial matrix. The transcript is spliced from 3 exons. Gene Ontology annotation, molecular function: transmembrane protein transporter activity. The coding region runs from base 1348 to 2418 and encodes 356 amino acids.